AUGAUAACAGCGCUCAUCCUUUGUCGUGAUGCUUGCGGGGUCGAAGUAAGUUCUGAUGGUGGAUCAGGUGAGUCUGGAGGUCCGCACACGAUAACAGCGUUCAUCCUUUGUCGUGAUGCUUGCGGGGUCGAAGUAAGUUCUGAUGGUGGAUCAGGUGAGUCUGGAGGUCCGCACACGAUAACAGCGUUCAUACUUUGUCGUGAUGCUUGCGGAGUCGAAGUAAGUUGUUAUGGUGGAUCAGGUGAGUCUGGAGGUCCGCACACGAUAACAGCGUUCAUCCUUUGUCGUGAUGCUUGCGAAGUCGAAGUAAGUUGUGAUGGUGGAUCAGGUGAGUCUGGAGGUCCGCCAACGAUAACAGCGUUCAUCCUUUGUCGUGAUGUUUGCGAAGUCGAAGUAAGUUGUGAUGGUGGAUCAGGUGAGUCUGGAGGUCCGCACACGAUAACAGCGUUCAUCCUUUGUCGUGAUGCUUGCGGAGUCGAAAUAAGUUAUGAUGGUGGAUCAGGUGAGUCUGGAGGUCCGCACACGAUAACAGCGUUCAUCCUUUGUCGUGAUGCUUGCGAAGUCGAAGUAAGUUGUGAUGGUGGAUCAGGUGAGUCUGGAGGUCCGCACACGAUAACAGCGUUCAUCCUUUGUCGUGAUGCUUGCGGAGUCGAAGUAAGUUGUGAUGGUGGAUCAGGUGAGUCUGGAGGCCCGCACACGAUAACAGCGUUCAUCCUUUGUCGUGAUGCUUGCGAAGUCGAAGUAAGUUGUGAUGGUGGAUCAGGUGAGUCUGGAGGUCCGCACACGAUAACAGGGUUCAUCCUUUGUCGUGAUGCUUGCGAAGUCGAAGUAAGUUGUGAUGGUGGAUCAGGUGAGUCUGGAGGUCCGCACACGAUAACAGCGUUCAUCCUUUGUCGUGAUGCUUGCGAAGUCGAAGUAAGUUGUGAUGGUGGAUCAGGUGAGUCUGGAGGUCCGCACACGAUAACAGCGUUCAUCCUUUGUCGUGAUGCUUGCGGAGUCGAAAUAAGUUCUGAUGGUGGAUCAGGUGAGUCUGGAGGUCCGCACACGAUUACAGCGUUCAUCCUUUGUCGUGAUGCUUGCGAAGUCGAAGUAAGUUGUGAUGGUGGAUCAGGUGAGUCUGGAGGUCCGCACACGAUAACAGCGUUCAUCCUUUGUCGUGAUGCUUGCGGAGUCGAAGUAAGUUGUGAUGGUGGAUCAGGUGAGUCUGGAGGUCCGCACACGAUAACAGCGUUCAUCCUUUGUCGUGAUGCUUGCGGAGUCGAAAUAAGUUCUGAUGGUGGAUCAGGUGAGUCUGGAGGUCCGCACACGAUAACAGCGUUCAUCCUUUGUCGUGAUGCUUGCGGAGUCGAAGUAAGUUGUGAUGGUGGAUCAGGUGAGUCUGGAGGUCCGCACACGAUAACAGCGUUCAUCCUUUGUCGUGAUGCUUGCGGAGUCGAAAUAAGUUCUGAUGGUGGAUCAGGUGAGUCUGGAGGUCCGCACACGAUAACAGCGUUCAUCCUUUGUCGUGAUGCUUGCGAAGUCGAAGUAAGUUGUGAUGGUGGAUCAGGUGAGUCUGGAGGUCCGCACACGAUAACAGCGUUCAUCCUUUGUCGUGAUGCUUGCGAAGUCGAAGUAAGUUGUGAUGGUGGAUCAGGUGAGUCUGGAGGUCCGCACACGAUAACAGCGUUCAUACUUUGUCGUGAUGCUUGCGGAGUCGAAGUAAGUUGUUAUGGUGGAUCAGGUGAGUCUGGAGGUCCGCACACGAUAACAGCGUUCAUCCUUUGUCGUGAUGCUUGCGAAGUCGAAGUAAGUUGUGAUGGUGGAUCAGGUGAGUCUGGAGGUCCGCACACGAUAACAGCGUUCAUCCUUUGUCGUGAUGCUUGCGGAGUCGAAAUAAAAUCUGAUGGUGGAUCAGGUGAGUCUGGAGGUCCGCACACGAUUACAGCGUUCAUCCUUUGUCGUGAUGCUUGCGAAGUCGAAGUAAGUUGUGAUGGUGGAUCAGGUGAGUCUGGAGGUCCGCACACGAUAACAGCGUUCAUCCUUUGUCGUGAUGCUUGCGGAGUCGAAGUAAGUUGUGAUGGUGGAUCAGGUGAGUCUGGAGGUCCGCACACGAUAACAGGGUUCAUCCUUUGUCGUGAUGCUUGCGGAGUCGAAGUAAGUUAUGAUGGUGGAUCAGGUGAGUCUGGAGGUCCGCACACGAUAACAGCGUUCAUCCUUUGUCGUGAUGCUUGCGAAGUCGAAGUAAGUUGUGAUGGUGGAUCAGGUGAGUCUGGAGGUCCGCACCCGAUAACAGCGUUCAUACUUUGUCGUGAUGCUUGCGGAGUCGAAGUAAGUUGUGAUGGUGGAUCAGGUGAGUCUGGAGGUCCGCACACGAUAUCAGCGUUCAUCCUUUGUCGUGAUGCUUGCGGAGUCGAAGUAAGUUCUGAUGGUGGAUCAGGUGAGUCUGGAGGUCCGCACACGAUAACAGCGCUCAUCCUUUGUCGUGAUGCUUGCGGAGUCGAAGUAAGUUCUGAUGGUGGAUCAGGUGAGUCUGGAGGUCCGCACACGAUAACAGCGUUCAUCCUUUGUCGUGAUGCUUGCGAAGUCGAAGUAAGUUGUGAUGGUGGAUCAGGUGAGUCUGGAGGUCCACACACGAUAACAGCGUUCAUACUUUGUCGUGAUGCUUGCGGAGUCGAAGUAAGUUGUUAUGGUGGAUCAGGUGAGUCUGGAGGUCCGCACACGAUAACAGCGCUCAUCCUUUGUCGUGAUGCUUGCGGAGUCGAAGCGGGAGUGUCUUCAUCCCUUGCUGGUCUUUUCGCGUCCGGUUCGUCGCUUUCAUAUGGCUCCAGCCUAAUAAUACGUUGUCGUGAUGCUUGCGGGGUCGAAGUAAGUUCUGAUGGUGGAUCAGGUGAGUCUGGAGGUCCGCACACGAUAACAGCGCUCAUCCUUUGUCGUAAUGCUUGCGGAGUCGAAGCGGGAGUGUCUUCAUCCCUUGCUGGUCUUUUCGCGUCCGGUUCGUCGCUUUCAUAUGGCUCCAGCCUAAUAAUACGUUGUCGUGAUGCUUGCGGGGUCGAAGCGGGAGUGUCUUCAUCACUUGCUGGUCUUUUCGCGUCCGGUUCGUCGCCUUCAUAUGGCUCCAGCCUAAUAAUACGUUGUCGUGAUGCUUUCGGGGUCGAAGUAAAUUUUAAUGGUGGAUCAGUUGCGCACCAUAUGACCAUACCGGCUUGA
Molecule: messenger RNA, 3186 nt
Organism: Bactrocera dorsalis (oriental fruit fly)
Lineage: Eukaryota; Metazoa; Arthropoda; Insecta; Diptera; Tephritidae
Exons: 5
Coding region: 1-3186 (1061 amino acids)
Source: RefSeq, a predicted model, not a curated record